Didymodactylos carnosus is the source of this 2997-nucleotide messenger RNA. Lineage: Eukaryota; Metazoa; Rotifera; Eurotatoria; Philodinida; Philodinidae. The record is from the annotation of a GenBank genome assembly.
AUGUCAUAUUAUAAUAAUAAGCGCGAUAGAAGCAGCAACUAUUAUCGAGGACGAGGUAGCAACUAUCGAGAUUGUUCAAAUUAUCCCAGUUAUCAACCUAAUCUUACUAAAGAAGAAUAUGAUGUGAUGAAUAUUGGUUACUCUGAUCUAUUCAACAAAGAAUAUAGUUUUCCUCUAUUAAACACGUCAAAAGACGAAACUCUAAUAACUAAUAAGUUAUUUACUACUGAGCGAUGGUCUAUACCCGAAAUGAUGAAAUUAAAAGAUUCAAUUAAUGAAACACGUAAUCGUUUAAAUGAAAAAGAUAUUUCUGUAUGGCAUGUUCAUACUCGAAAAACAAAUAUGACUGGUCAGGUUGUGUUUACACUGCGUAAUAAUUAUAACAUUGAAAUGUGUACUAACGCAUGGAUUAAAAUGGCAGAACUACUUCACAAAUAUUCGCUAAUACCGCCUAAUCUAUUAAAUAAAUGCUUUCGUUCACUUCAUAUUUGUGAAGCACCUGGUGCCUUUAUUUGUGCUACGAAUCAUAAACUCCGUCAACUCUAUGGUAAUCGAGUUCAGUGGAAUUGGACAGGUCUGUCAUUGAAUCCUUACUACGAGGGAAAUGAUAAUUCUGCAAUGGUUGAUGACGAUCGAUUUAUUGUCGAAACAUAUAAAUCAUGGUAUUUCGGUGUAGAUGAUAGUGGAAAUAUUUUAAAACAAGAGAACAUUCAUAGUCUCUGGAAACAGCCUAAAGCUGCUCUAGUUACAGCCGAUGGUUCGGUCGAUACCUCAGGUGAUCCAAACGAACAGGAAUCAAUUGUCAGUGAGCUUCAUUAUGCAGAAGCAGUUACUGCACUGGGUGCUCUUGAAAAAGGUGGCGCAUUAGUGUUGAAAAUGUUCAAUGUUUUUGAGUGUGAAACAAUUUGUCUUCUUUAUAUAAUAUCUCUUUACUUCAAAGAACUAUUUGUUACUAAACCGGCUACAUCGAAAGCUGGUAAUGCUGAAACAUAUAUUGUUGCUCGUGGAUUUUGUGGUAUUUCAAACGAUAUACUCGAACAUCUAUUAUAUUUUGUCUCCCCCGCAUUUCCAGAAAAUAAGGCAAUAUUACCCCAAAACUCGAUACAACAAAGUUUUCUUGAUUCAAUGUACGAUUGUGCCAAAUAUUUUACUGAACGACAAAAACAGUCAAUCGAAAGAAAUUUAGCGCUCGAGCGAUUGUGGAAUUUUAAUGUACAGAAAGCCGUAGCUAAUCAAGUACGUCAAGUAACUAAUGAGUACAUCAGCAGAUAUGGUGUUAGACAAAUAGAUUCAAGGGAUCGAAUUGUAACAAAGAUAGAACUGGAUGGCUCAGCUAAAAAUCUCGGUAAUAGUGCUUCAUUAGCUCGAGGUGGACUAAAACAACGGACAGGCGGUACUCUGGAGGAUAGACGGAAUAAUAAAAGAGACAGGGAAGAAUUUUUGAGUGGACACCAGGAGUCAGAUACACAAAUAUCAAAGAAAAUUAAUUUGGGUCAAGACCGUAGUGUUGUUCCUGAACGAGAUGUAUCGUCAUCAUCCUUAGAAGUUUCGAGCUCAGUAACAUCAUCUGCCAGUGAUAUAUCUCUCGGUAUGAAACUGUUGAAAAAAGCUGGAUAUAAAGAAGGUCAUGGUUUGGGUGUAGCUGAACAGGGGCGAGUUACACCGAUUGAAGUGUCUCGACGUGAAGAUCUAGUAGGAUUAGGUCAUCAUAAAGGUAUCAUUGGUCGUGAAGAAGUAGAUGAUAGAAUGCCCACAAUACCUGAUGAACCAUUUUUUGAGAUGAACAAACGGCCACUAUAUGUUGCCAUAUAUCCUGAUUCUAAUCCUAUUGUCCCUAAUGCAAUAUUUCAAGGUGAUAAAAUUAAAUCUGUGAUAACCUCUCUAUUUGUUCGACCUGCGGAACUUGAAGCUUUGUAUAAAGCACGAGAAGAAACUCAUCGAGUUCUGAUUGAACCAGAUUUAUUCAAAGCAUAUUCGAAAGAGUUAUUCCUAAGUGAUUGUUUGGAGAAGAUUCCGUUCGUCGUGCAUUUCAAACAUCCAAAAGAAGCUUUACAAUUAUCAUCGUUGGAUAAACAAUUCAACCUUUUCCCACAAACAGCAUCACAAGAUCAGUUUCCCAUUAUUGUUAUUGCAGAUAAUCAAAGUGCAGAGGGUUUUAUUGAGUAUAUUUCAUGGCAGCAACAAAAUCUUAUUGAUGCACAUAUCUUCUCUCAUCUGCCAACGACAUCAUCAUCAUCCACCCAAAUCACUUAUCAUUCAGUUGAUAAUCAAUUGUUGAAGGUUGAGCAUUUAGUUCAAACAAAAGUUUCUCUUUUUAUUGGCGAAGUCUCAGUUUCGUCUGAUAUUAUCAUGAAAUCUCGUUAUGUUGAAUAUGACACUAAAUUACAGUUUGCUCAGAUAUGUCGAAAUGCAUUAAUAUCGCUAGCUGAAAAUGGCCAUUUUGUAUGUAAAAUAACCGAUGUAUACACUAGAUUUACUGCUGGAAUAAUCUAUUUACUCUAUAAAACAUUUAAAAGUGUUAAUUUAUGGAAAACAUUCACAUUAAAUCCAACUCAACCUGAUCGUUUUCUUAUAUGUCAAGGUUUUGUCUCUUCUAAAUGCAAAGGUUUUAUCGAUCAUUUAGAUAAUAUUAUUUCAUUAUUAAGGGGUGGUAAAGGCGAUCUUCUUGAAAUUGUUUCUAUCACUUGUUUAUUAGAACGACAAUUUCAAACGUAUUUGGCUGAUUCAGCUCAAGAAUUAAUUAAGCGAGAGAUAGCAGCAUUAAGGAAAUUAUUAUGGUACCAUAAAAAUGAUAAACUAUCAUGUAUGAGUGUUGAUAAAUAUCUAUCGGAUGCAGCUAAACUAUUGAAUAGAACACGGAGAGCAGUAGUAGAACCAGAUGAAGGUAUUAAAUUGCCUGAAGGUUGGUCAAAGCAGUUCAGUGAAAAACAACAACUAUUCUAUUAUUUUAAUUCUAAUACUGGAGAAUCAAUCUGGGAAUCGGAUUGGAAGCACUAG